Messenger RNA from Cephus cinctus (wheat stem sawfly), 3454 nucleotides. RefSeq names its product nucleoredoxin. The coding region runs from base 1087 to 2592 and encodes 501 amino acids. NCBI's taxonomy places the organism in Eukaryota, Metazoa, Arthropoda, Insecta, Hymenoptera, Cephidae. The transcript has 11 exons. The record is from RefSeq and is a predicted model, not a curated record.
AGAGGUUCUCCGCUACUACUAUAAUAAGGCAUCGUUCGUAUCUAAUUCCACUCCGUCUAUUUAAAAGUGGACAGAAGUGCACUAAAAAGUCUUUUGUGUUCAAUUGGUCUGUGCGUCAGUGCCCCUCUCCACUUCCCCAUAAAAAAUUGUGAAUAUAUUAUAUCCAAUGUUAAGUUGAUAGGAUACGUAUUUCAUCUUUCUGUUGACAGCUUUACCCCUCUGGAAAGAUACUGGGUAAUUUUUGAAGCAUCCUGGAAAGCGUCUAUUGGUAAUAAUCCGAAUUCCUGUGAUCGAAGACUGACCUCACCAAGCAAGAUGAACGUUUCCGUCAGCGUUACAAGCAGCCCAUCAGUUUGAGACGAUAAAAGGGCGUGUUAGAGUUACUUUAUUUUGCAUAUUCAUAUUAAUUGGAUUCAAAGUGCCAAUACAUUGAAGAAUUAUCAAUAAUAACUAGAAGGUUUUAUAAAAUAUAUAUGUAUGCAUGGACAUGAUGCCAAUCGUGCUUGAUUGCGAGAUCGGAUCAAGUGAAGCGACAAAAGAACCGCUGUAAACCGGUCCAGCAACAUAUCGUGACAGUUUAAGGUGCAUUAAUAGGCUGUCGACUCUGCCUAAUUGACUCGAUUCGAUCUUGAUACAUUUGUCUCGAGAAUCUUAGCCGACUGGUUCGAUGUGAACGAUGAUGAACAACGAGAGAAAUAGAAAUAGUCUUCAAGGCACGAUAUCUAUAUUAAAUAAACAGACCGAAAAAAGGAAUGGCUUCUUCGCACGUGUUUCACAACCCUCCGUUUUGAAUCCUGAAAUAUUUUAACGGGACGUGUGUAACAGCAGAGACCUGUAAUAUUUUACAGGAAGUAUUUACGUACUUUACCAUGUUCAAAGUAUUCUCUCUUGAGGAAACACUCCUGAAUUAAUAAUUUAAAUAAAUUUGAUUUUCCUUGUCGUCCAAGGAGGUGCAUUGGUGUAAGCAGCUAGUCAACAUUGCCAACAGUACCACCGACGGGCUCCAGCAGUAGAAUCAUACCGCGUCGCGACGCCGAGCGUCAGUCGAGCGCGGACCGUGUUCAGAGUAAGGUUGAGACAAGUAGAAUGGCGACGUCCGGCAAGUUAUCCCCGUCGUCGUCGCCAAGCGCUAAACAACCCUCCCUCGUGAAGGCUGCCAGUUGGCAGCAGAGGGUCUUUGGUAAGCAUCUGGUACAGUGUAACCAAGUGAAUUUAGAAAGCAACAAACAACGUGAUGUGAACAGUGUUCUAGUUGGGGAUAAAGACGAGUCUCUUUGCGAGGUGAUCGGUCUUUACUUUAGUUUCAUUAACCCAGGCGCAAGUUGCGAUGACUUCACUAGGCAGCUCAGCGAGCUGUAUGGCAGUGUAAAUGGUUCUUCAAUUAUUAGUGCCCAAGAGAAGGAGACAUCAAACGAUAAAGAAAAGCAGAAUAAAAGAAAACGUUUCGAAGUCAUUCACGUGGUGCUUUGGAGCAACGUAGCCGAUGUCCUCGACUUUGAAGAAAGCUUCCGUGGACACGUUUCUGAAUUGCCAUGGUUUGCUGUACCAAAUCAGGAUUACGAGAGAAAGACCCGACUGACUAGAAGGUACCGAAUAAAGGCCGGAGUGCCCACGCUCAUCUUGCUCGAGGGUGAAACUGGCUCCGUAGUCACUCGAGGUGGGGUGGAACGAGCCCUUGCCGAUCCUACAGGAACGAACUUCCCCUGGAGGCCACCGCAUCCAAAAGCUACCCUCGAGGACGGGCCACUUCUACCCUGUGGCGGACGUGGCAGUAACGAACCCAUGCUGCACGAAGAGCUACGUCACUGCGUCAAGGGUGUUUACUUUAGUGCUCAUUGGUGCCCGCCAUGCAAGGCUUUCACACCGCAACUAGUGGAUACCUAUCAGCGAAUUCGAGAACGAGGACACAACUUCGAAGUCAUCUUCGUUAGCUCGGAUCGAAGCGAGGAUUCUUACAAUGUCUAUACGACGAGUAUGCCCUGGUUAAGGAUACCAUUCGUUCAGGAAGAGAGAAGACAAAAACUAGCAAGGGCGCUGGACGUCCAGGCGAUACCGACUCUAGUAAUACUAGACCCCAGGGAUAAUAUUAUCACUCUGGAAGGCCGUGCAGAACUUCUGGAGGAUCCUGAGGGCCUGAAUUUUCCAUGGGCCAGUCGACUAGUCAAUAUACUCACUGAAAAAUACGCCACGACGCUUCACGACGCCCCAGCGAUAAUACUCUUUGUGGAAGGUGAUGACUGUGAAGUGCAAUUCGCCGAGAGUGUCCUUUUGCCAAUAGCAGAGGCUUACAGAAAGGAUAGACCAGAUUACGACCCAGACUAUGAUGAUCUUGAUAACACGCUUCAGUUUUUCAUAGCGUUAGACUGCGAAACCUCGGAUAUACUACGAGAAUUUGUUGGACUGGAUGACGCUGUACCUUUGCUCACAGCCAUCGAUAUUCCUCGAGGCGUCUACGUAGUGAUGGAGGAUGGAGCCGAAAUCACUGUUGAUUCUGUCCAACAGUUCGUCGAUGGAUUUCGAAAUGACAAGUUGCCAACAAACAAAAUCGCAGCGGUGCACAAAUCUGCAGCAUCUGAACCGAUUUCUACUUAAUUGUACACGAAAACUGAUUAACAUUUAGAUCGCCAAAAAAAGGAUUGAAAUCAUUUGAAAAAAAGGUGUCACGUGAUUGCCGUAAAACCUUGUAAAAAUUUUAUAAUCAGCGUAGGUAUUAUAAAAAUUAUCCAAAGACAUGUAAAAUAGAGGAGAAAAAUAGCGAAUGGACUAAUGUAUAUUUAAAAAUGUAUACAUAUUAAUAUUAAAUAAAUAUUAAGUAGAUAUUCAACACGUCCUGUCUUAUAUUGGUCUGUUCCACGUCGUGCGAAUGUUGGGUAAGUACGUCAUUGAUAUCAAUUGUUGUUAUCGAAUUGGUCAGAUUUUAUUAUUGGACAAUAAUUUUAUUACAAAAUAUAGUGAAGAUAGUAUCUAUACUUAAUAUUACUCCUAAAAUAUGUCAAUUGUAUUUACAAAUUAUGUCUACGAACAGUAAAAUUAGCUAUUCGACAUCUGUACGUUUUUCAUGGUGACGCGUUAUUCCUUGGCUCAUUUAAUUAACUUUCAUUCGUGUCACAGGUAUAAAAGUAAUAUCAGUAUCAAACUAAUACCAUGAAGAAAUAAUAACUAAUUCAUUUAUACAAUUAUUAUAAUUUAUGGAUGUGCUAUAAGUGAGUUGAUAGUUUAGUGAGCCAUCAGGAUGCACGUCAAAAUUCGAGAGAUAAGGUACUCACUUUCAAUCUGUACAAGCUUGCUAUUUAAAAAUAUAAUUAAAGCUACAUUCGUCGCUGGUACUAAAAUCUUCCUUAUUUUAAGUUUAGUUCAGUAUUUCAUAUUUUUGUAUCUAAGCGCUCGUGCUGCCAUAAAUCAUGAUACAUCAUAAACAAUAAGGUUUGGUCCAAAAUUGUUAAAAAAAAAAAAA